Stereum hirsutum FP-91666 SS1 is the source of this 678-nucleotide messenger RNA. Its product is annotated as phosphatases II. Gene Ontology annotation, biological process: protein dephosphorylation. The coding region runs from base 1 to 678 and encodes 225 amino acids. The transcript is spliced from 4 exons. Gene Ontology annotation, cellular component: nucleus. Lineage: Eukaryota; Fungi; Basidiomycota; Agaricomycetes; Russulales; Stereaceae. The record is from RefSeq and is a predicted model, not a curated record. Gene Ontology annotation, molecular function: protein tyrosine/serine/threonine phosphatase activity.
AUGAGGGUCCCGAAAGCGAGAAGUAUUGACGUUGUAUUCGAUGGCAGGGUCUUUAUUGGCAAUCUCCUUUCCGCAACUAGCUUGAGUGUACACCCAGAGCUGGGCAUUACACAUAUCCUCUCCGUCUGCCCCGACUUUUCGUCACCAACUCGAAACCACAUGACCAUUGGUGUUCAGGACACAGAGUAUGACGACCUUCUCAUCCACUUACCCAAUGCAUGUCAGUUCAUUCAGGCUGCUUUGGAUGAAGGUGGUAAGGUGCUUGUACACUGUGUCAUGGGUGUAUCCCGAAGUGCAACCGUUAUUUGUGCUUUCUUGAUGCAGUCUCGCCAUAUGUCGGUACAUGAGGCACUAUGCUAUCUUCGGCAGCGGCGCCCACGGGUCCAACCCAACUAUGGGUUCAUGAAGCAACUACAUGCAUUCGCAGCCUGUUCAUAUGCACCUACGCCAAAUAACCCGGCAUAUCGAGCAUGGAAGCGGAGACAGCGCCAGGACAUUACUGCCUUCUCAAACAGUGUUAGUGACACUGUCCCGAUUCUCCAGGAGACGCUAUAUCUCAGCAGGUACGUGCUCCGAUGCGUGGAUUUAUGCGGCCAUGGUAGUUACUGUCUCAAAUUUUUAGUGAAUUUCCUAACGACCAUGAUCGUGCGUCCUGCGUGGUCGCAUACCUUGGGCUAA